ACUGCGCAGCUUCAUUUGAUCAGCUGGGUGCUGCACGCGGCUGGUGUGGUGCAGGUGAAGCGAUGCCUCAGGCUUGUAUGAACUUUGAGCCUAACAGAAGGGGAACCUAUCACAACAGCUGUAAAACCAAUGAUCUGAUCAACAACACAGGUUUGGUUAAUGGAGCAGUUGUUUACAAUGGAUGCUCAGCUUCUGCCAGCAGAAUCAGUAGGAGCACACCAGCUGGCACACAGCAUGGUCCUAAACCCACAUACAGGAUUAACGAUUAUUUUAACUAUGGCUACAAAGGCAAGAGUACAAAAGCAGCACCCUCAGAGACCCUCAAGAAACAAGGAUGCAAAAUUCCAGCUCUCUGUGAUGCCCCAGUAUCUGAUGGAAACGGCAGUGAAGAUCUUCUGAGUGGUAACUCAGCCAAAGUUAGUGCUCCGCCCAGUAACAUUGACCAAAAGGUACCAGAUCCCAGCCUAUCAGCGUCAGGGAAGAAGAAAAGAUGGAGGAGAUCGAGACACAAGAAGAGAGACAAAGAAGUCGUCUACCCGGAAAUUCUUUCACCCACAGAAGCGGAGGAAGACUGGGAAAAAGAGAUCCAGGAGGGCACACGCUCUGACUGGAAAAACAUGUGUUUUGGGGUCAGACCUUAUGGUCCAGAAGACGUCCUCCGUUUUGCUUUGCAGGACCUGACACUGAAGCAAAGGGACACAGCGGCCCUGCCGGUGUCAGCCAGUUACAACCCAGCGGUGCACCACCCACACCCCCUAAUAUGGUCCCGUCACAUCAUUCCCACUGAGCCAGACCAAUUCGCAGACGCUGACUAUGCAGCAGGGGCCAAUAAGCAGCGGAUGCGGUGGGCGUCCAGCUGCAGGCGGCCCUCUCAAUGGUUUCUCCCACCAUGAAGGCGCUGGUGGAUGCCGUAUGGGCGGUGUGGAGCAUCGGGGUCUCCAUCUAUGACUACAUCCACACCAGUGCGAUGGAGGAGCGCAUCCACGCCUUGGAGAACGUCAUCACCAUCCACCAGUUUGUGAUUGGGCUGUUGUCUGCUGGCGUGUUGGUACUCUUCACCUACAUCUUCUUUAAAAAGCUCUGAAGAUGUGUGAUGUGGAGGGCUGGGGUUGGCAUGUGGGAGGUGAUGUAACCAGAAUUUUGGGUACAUUAGAAAUGCUCACAGGAGUCGUGGUUCUCGGUUUGGUGUUCAUGGAAGGUACGUUAGUAUAGUUUCAGGUUUUUCUUUGUGUUUUUUGGAGGGGGAACACAUACAACCAUAUACUGUAUUUAUUCCUAAAAUAAGAAAGGUGGUAGAAAUGUGGAAAACACUAAAGACCAUCAAGAUAUUAAGUUCAUUUUUAACUGUUUUAAAAUGUGGUCCAACUUUUUUCCCUAAACAUGUUUGGAGCUUAAAACGCACUCAAGUACACGCCUUCUAAUAAGCGUCCAACUAUUUUUAAAAGGCUACAAUAGAUUGAAGUUGAAAUUCAUCUGCUGAUAUUCAUAAAAUGAUAACUUUUUUUUUUCUUUUAAUAGCUAAAAUACUGAAAUUGUAACAGUUUCCACAAAUUUAAGGGUUAUAAAUCCUUAAAGACCAUCAUGAGCUGAUAUGGCUCCCCUUGCACUCUAUUGCAGAUUUUGCAGACUGAAGCUGCAGAGUAAAAUGUACCCCUCCCUGCAUUAAUGUUUCUCAGGUUAGCUUCCCCCCACCUCCACCCCACCCAAAUUUUAGAAACAGGAAACCCAAGUAGCUCAACUCCACUUACAGAGAAAUUUGCAGUUCUGCUUGUUUUUGUAGUGGGGUCAUUAAACAUACCACUUUCUGCCUUAAUUAAUAUUUUCAUUCAAUGAAAAUUCAGUUCAGGACAGAGAUGAUGUAGUUUUGUCUCAAAGAUCUUCUACAGAGGACUGUCAUUAAUUUAUCUCAAGCUCCCCCCAAAACUGCCACAUGGACCUCAUGUUAACAACCUGCAGGGCGUUAAGAGUAAACACCCUCACACUCUCUGUCUUUAUCAUUUUCAGUUAAACAUGCUUUUGUCUAGUGAUACAAUUUGAUACUGUAGGUCUACAUGUGUAUUUUCUACUAGAUUUUAAUGUGUAACAUGAUCUAUUUAUAAGCUUUUUCCAUUAAUAUUGUUAUACCUCAUAACUUUCCUACAUUGCUGUAUAAACUGUAACAAUUUAAAGUGUCCUUACACACUGUAAAUAUAUUUUGAUGUUGGCAGGUGUGGGUUUUUGCCCUUUUAGUUGGCCUUGAACUCAUCAUACAUGUGCUAUUCCCUCACACAGUACUGCUGCUGCUGCUGCGUAUUUAUGGUUUGACCUUUAAAGGCAACAAUUUCUACCAUAAAAGGUGAGAAUUAAGUGAUACUUGAUACUGACAGCAAACAAUGUGCGAUGUAAAGUAUGCUUCAGAGGAUAAAAUGUUUUUAUCAAAAUAAUCGCUCCAAUCUAUAAGUGUUGGAACAGUGAGAGCUACUGUUACAUGACUGCUUUGUUAAAAAAAAAAGGGGUUGUGUAAUUUUACUGUGUCAGACAGACCAUAACCCGAGAAAACACCCAAGAAUGAAAGACUGUUUUAAUAUCAUCUUCAUAACAGUAUUAAAAUGUAUCUUCUCAAAACGA
Neolamprologus brichardi is the source of this 2607-nucleotide messenger RNA. RefSeq lists its product as uncharacterized. NCBI's taxonomy places the organism in Eukaryota, Metazoa, Chordata, Actinopteri, Cichliformes, Cichlidae. The record is from RefSeq and is a predicted model, not a curated record.